This is a messenger RNA of Dendrobium catenatum, 1605 nucleotides long. RefSeq names its product L10-interacting MYB domain-containing protein. NCBI's taxonomy places the organism in Eukaryota, Viridiplantae, Streptophyta, Magnoliopsida, Asparagales, Orchidaceae. The transcript has 4 exons. The coding region runs from base 459 to 1403 and encodes 314 amino acids. The record is from RefSeq and is a predicted model, not a curated record.
AUUUGUCGUUGUAAAAUUACUGGAUGGGGGAAUUAGAUUGUGAUCGAGCCAUGCGGACCCAGCCGGUGAAUCUAGGGUUUGGACCGGUUUUCGGUAGAGUAAACCGGGACUGCCGGUUGCUGGGGCAGCGGCCGCGAGAGGGUCGGUCUGUUCGUUCGGGUGGUGUUGGCUCCGGCUCAGAUCGGCCGGCAAGUUUCUUCUGACUCUGGAUUGGCUUUUGCUUAUUGUUUUCUUCUAUUUAGGAGGGAAAGAUCGCACCUUUCCUUCAAGCGAUAUAUUUUUGGCGCUUCCGCUGCAGAAGAUUGAUCGCCGGGGGAAAAACUCAUCGAGAAAGGGAGUAUUGGCUCCUAUGAGUCUUGGCCUAUUCUACCGUGAUUAAGCAAUGUUCAAGAGGAGGUGAUUCUCACAGCGGGUCCAUAUGUUUGAUAUUUUCUAUGAGGGGGAGAUUUUGAUGGCAGAUGGGAAAGUAUCGUGGAGCAGGACCAUCAGCUACCUGGCCAUAUGACAUUGUUAUGAUGUUCUGUGACCUAUGUUUGAGAGAGAUUGCUCUUGGAAACCGUCCUAGUACUCAUUUUACCAAAAUUGGAUGGGCUAAUCUAGUUGAUAGUUUCAAGAAAUGGACAGGCAAGGAUUAUGACAGGAUUCAAUUGAAAAAUAAAUGGGACCAACUUAAAAAAGAAUGGAAGUUGUGGAAGGAUUUGAAGAAGGGUGCAACUGGCUUUGGUUGGAACCCAAAGAGGAGAACUCUUGAUGCCUCUGAUGAAUGGUGGAAGAAAAAGAUCCAGGAGUUUCCUGCUGCCAAAAGGUUUAGAUAUAAUGGCAUUGACCCUGUUUUGGAAGAAAAGCUAGAUAAGAUGUUUAUGAAUACGAUACUGCCUGGUGAGCCUGCUUGGGCACCCAAUUCUGGAUCUUUUCCUACUGGCCUGACGGAGGAUGGCCAUGGAGAUUUUGGAGAUAGUGAAAGCACCAAAUCUUUAUCUGGGGAUGCCAAUUCAUUGAACGAAUCGCCACGACUUUCCAGUGGUUUAAAGAGAGCCUCCCAACCAUCAUCUCUAGCUAAAGGAAACAGAAGUAAAAUGGUCUCUUCCAAGUCUGGAGUGUCAGGAGCUGCAGCUGAAGGGGUGCAGCAGAUGCUUCAAACCCAGAUCCAGGAAUUAGUUGAUGCAGCUACUAACAGUAACAAAGUCACAGUUGCACCGAGCAAGUCAUUAUCGUCUAUCACAGAAGCUGUUGCAGAACUUGAUUCCAUCGAGGAACUUGAGGAAAACACAGAACUUUAUGGUUUUGCUAUUGACCUUCUAAUGCAGAAAGAUAGCAGAGAAAUGUUUAUGGCAUUGAAACCCAACAAAAAGGUAUGGUAUCUUAAGAUAGAAUUCGAGAAAAGUAAGAGGAACACUUCUUAAUGAUUCUUUACUGCAUUUGCUUGCAUGAGCAAUUACCAUCUUUUCAACGACAUGUAAUUAUUUCUUUUUCUUAUAUAGAUGAUGAGUUAUUCUUGUGAUUAAUGUUAGCUCAACCUUAGGUUGUUUUAUGAGGAUGUCAUUGUUAUCAUUUUUUUUUUAAUAUUUUCUCAAUAUGAAAACAACUAUGCAGUAUGAAUGCUUU